Molecule: messenger RNA, 1210 nt
Organism: Carcharodon carcharias (great white shark)
Lineage: Eukaryota; Metazoa; Chordata; Chondrichthyes; Lamniformes; Lamnidae
Gene: pmf1
Product: polyamine-modulated factor 1
Exons: 5
Coding region: 1-867 (288 amino acids)
Biological process (GO): chromosome segregation
Cellular component (GO): MIS12/MIND type complex
Source: RefSeq, a predicted model, not a curated record
AUGAAGGGCGCCAGGGACAUUUUGGCGGGAAGAAUGGAGGCUGAGGCUCGCGAUUCCGUGGAGAGCGGGGGAGGGGAGCCCGGGGCGAGCGAGCCGGGUCCCGGGGAUCAGGGAGAUACCGGGGGUGCUGAGCCCGGUCCCGCGGCUCAGGGAGAUACCAGGGGGGCCGAGGUUCAGGCCGAUGCCGGGGAGGCCGAGCCCGGUCCCGCGGUUCAGGCCGAUGCCGGGGAGGCCGAGCCCGGUCCCGCCGUUCAGGCCGACGCCGAGGGGAGCGGAGCGGGGCAGCUGCUGCCCGCAGACCUGGACAUAUCGGCCGGCUCCGAGGGAGAGGCCGCGCUUCAGGCUGAGGGGUCGAAGCGGCUGAAACUGUUCUCGGCGGCGAUGGAAACAACCGUGGAGAAGCUUCUGGAAGCGGCCAGCUUUGAUAGGUUCGCUGAGUGCUUUAAACCUGUUUAUAAGGUUCAGCCACAGUUCACGCAUAGUGUCUACAAGCAGCUCAUCUCCCAGCUCCAGACCUCAAUUCAGGAAGAGGUCAAUCAGAUUUCCGAAGACGGACUGUUUGAACGAGCACUCCCUAAGCUGGAUCAGCUGGAGCGAGAAUCUGAAGCACGUUCAGAACCUGCAUGGCGUCCCACAGGCUGCCCAGCUGUGGACUUACAGAAACACCUGGUGCCAUACCUGCUCCAGCAACGUGAUUACCUGCGUCUGAAGCUAAAGAGGGCAAAGGAGGAAAAUGCGGCUCUGGCACAGUCUGUCAUCCAGGGCAGGAACAGGGUCGAAGCUUUAGGACGACUGCGAGAUGAGCGAUGUCAGAGAUGGCAGGAAUGCACUGAACUCUGUCGUCAGUUCCAGUUGGAUGAGCAGUGAGUGAAUGAAGAUGGCCGGAGUUGGAAUGCCAGUGUUGAAACAGAAAUGUUAUUCUAAAUCCUGUCUUCCUGUGCCUUCACUCAUAUCCCUGCCCUGCGACUGUAACAGGUGAACCAACCUGGCUCCAAAUUCCAUUACAGCUUCACUAAAUAAUUAGUGAGGGGAGUGAAGUGUACCAGGGUGGGAAGGGUGAGUCAAUAGUGUAUAUAACAGCAAUGCCUCUGUAUCUAACACUGUGCUGUACCUGUCCUGGGAGUGUUUGAUGGGGACAGUGUAGAGGGAGCUUUACUCUGUAUCUAACUCCGUGCUGUACCUGUCCUGGGAGUGUUUGAUGGGGACAGUU